Molecule: messenger RNA, 2565 nt
Organism: Anopheles merus
Lineage: Eukaryota; Metazoa; Arthropoda; Insecta; Diptera; Culicidae
Exons: 2
Coding region: 253-2550 (765 amino acids)
Source: RefSeq, a predicted model, not a curated record
AGCUCACUCGUAUCAGAGCAGAUAAGUUAGUUGCAAGAUAAAGUGAAUGGAACACGGGGCAUAAAAUAUGUGACAAGUGCGCUUACAAUCAGUGUUCCUCAAUCGUGCGGUGUGUGAGGAGUUAAAAACGGCUUUGCAAGACGUGUAUGAUGUGCUGUGGUACGGCGAUCGUUUGCAGGACUCUGGUUUCGGAAUUAAGGCUGAAACAGAAGAGUGAUAUUAUACACGCUCUACAUCAGUAACGUCAGAAGUAUGGAACGAGUUUACACUAACAAUGACGGUGGUCUCCCACCGGGGGGUUCCACUCCAUCGUUCGCUGCUGUUCAGUUUGUCCUGAACACAGACAAAGGACGAUCCACCCUUCAUGGUAGCUCGUACCAUCUUCGACUUGGAAUGGUUAUCAUCCUCAGAGCCUUUCAAAUGCACCGGCAGGACAGCGGGUUUAGCUUUACGAUGGCAAUGGAGGUUCCUGCCGCCGGAAAGUUUGACGACAUUAUGUACCAUUAUCGCUCGUCGGUCCGACAGGCUUCCGGAACCUUGUUCAUACAGGCGAAACAUAGACAAAUUGCGGAUAGUGAGGACAGUCCGUCUCAAAAAACCACAAUGAAGCAUCGGGAAGCAACGCAAAGCAAGAAUACGGCACUAACAGAGGAUGUUUUAUUUGAAACGUGGGACUCCAACGCAUCUUUUUCAAUUCCGAUGUAUUUUAUGUCAUUUCUCGAAGUCGAUCCACACCUUCCAGAGGACGCUCGGUACGUGCUCUGUACCAAUGCUGCGCUUGAUAAGAGCAUCGAAAGCUUCUUUACGACAAACCAGCAAGAGGACGCCGUUCUGUUACAGCUAUGCGACGAUAUAGGAGCCACGUGUUAUCAGUUUGAUUGUGAUGAACCAUUCCCAAAUCUGGCUGAUACGCUCAGAGACUCGUGUCUUGCUAAAUUGGGAAAGCUUAUCGCGCUGCACAUGAUGAAAGACGUUCUGAUCAAGUUCAAUGACGCGUUAUUCUACACUUUCGCUAGCUUGAUAAGCGAAUGUCUGAGGCCAUUGGAAAAGGAAAAGGACGAAUCAUCUGAAAUCUCAUACACGAUCAAGGAAGAUGACGAGCCUACAGAUCCAUCCACCCCAGCCGGAAAGCUUCUGACUGCGUUCAAAAGAGAAUACGACAUGAUGAUAGAGAAAAGUAAGCAAAAGAAGGAUGUAACACGCCAAUUAAAAAUCAGGGUUGAUAGAAAUUCUUUCGCCAGUGCUCUUAGCGCAGGUGAUUCAGAAUGGAGCGCAAAGUUCAAUGUGAAAUUGCACAGGUUUUACGAAAAAUUUGUGCUCGUAUGUAACUCCUUGAACGAAGAAAAGCUACGUACACAAGCUAUGACGCUUUUGCCGGAGUGGUGCAAUGCCGAACACGGAACGGUGCUGGACAAGUUGCAGGUAUUACUGUUUGAGGCAAUGAAGAGUACGAAAACUGUCCCGGUCGACUUGAAGUUUGUGAGGGAGAAGUUUAUGGAAAUAGAGCUCAAGCCGAGCAUUUCGCUUGUGAAAAGUAGAUCUAACGAAUAUUUGACCGGCUGGAUUAGGGAACAUCCUCACAUAAAAAUAGAUCCAGAUCGUUUAAGGCGCUCUGAGCUGAAUAGUUUUAUUGCUAGCAAGAAUGCUGGAGGAAUGUAUGAGUUCAAGUGCUCUCUGAGUAUGGAUGUGAGCUCUCUUAUUGUAGAGCAGACGCUAUCAUUACAUCAGUAUGAGACACUGUUCAUUGACAGUGCUUUAUACCUUGAGAAAAAAGAAAUGUUGAAUAUGCUGCAUGACGUAUUGUCUUACCUGCGGGAUGUAGAACAUCCAACUAUAAAGCUAAUAACAAUUCGAGGGAGGUUUGAGCAAGAACAUUUAUGCGAAAUCAAGAAUCUAUCUGAACGUUACCAUCAGAAAGUAGUGAUUGCAAUGGAGACGGGAAUCGCUGAAAACUUUGAACAUGAUAAUCAAAUAAGCUUAGGAGCAGUUGCAUCAUACAGUUCGAAAAUGUCAAACAUAGUACUCGAAAAUCUCUCUAAGAACAAUAAGAAACUGUCCGACUACAACUAUCUGAAAGUAGAAAGGUUUACUAUACAUGAUCUAACAGGCGAAGCAAAGAAGCAGUUGUACCGACAAUAUGCGAAUCACGUCAUCUUUGAAACAGUUAUCCCGCUAGCCUGUAUUAUAAACGAAGAAGAUGAUUUGAGCUUUUUAUUGAACGUGUUAGAGCUUUUCCACCAGCCUGAAAAGAUGGCUAGGUACGAUUCGAUCGAACACAAUUAUGAACAGAUUAAACCCUGGUACAUUCACCGCCAAAUCGUAUCAUUGGGAACUCCGCCAGAGAAAGAGAACAUCACACAAAAUGCCAACGUAACGUAUAGUGCAAAUCCAUUUGAGCAGCAAGCAGAAGUUCCUUUUGCAGAGCUGGCUAAAUAUGUUCUUCAUAAUGAUAAGGACACUAUGUCAGAUGUAAAGAAGACUCUAGCGUUGAGCGAAGAAACACAAGAUCCUCCUGGUUGCCGGGAUGACGAAAAUGAUGGGAAAGUUUAGGGGAUUUUCCUAAAC